Messenger RNA from Penaeus indicus, 2210 nucleotides. RefSeq lists its product as uncharacterized. The coding region runs from base 102 to 2210 and encodes 702 amino acids. Gene Ontology annotation, molecular function: carbonate dehydratase activity; zinc ion binding. Lineage: Eukaryota; Metazoa; Arthropoda; Malacostraca; Decapoda; Penaeidae. The record is from RefSeq and is a predicted model, not a curated record. The transcript has 16 exons.
CACUUCUUCUGAGUAUUUGUUGUGCAGGCUGUAGGCGAGACGAAUCUGUUUGUUCGUGAACACAAAACCAGUCGGCUGAAUUUUCCUUUUCUGGAAAUAAAAUGGUGAUUAGAACGGCCGUCUUCCUGCUACUGCUUUCCCAUACCUUGAUCAGGGGAGCAGCAGCCACCCACUGGACGUACCAUGACGUGCAAAAAUGGUCAGAGGAUUCCCCAAACUGUGCGGGAAGAAGGCAGUCUCCAGUAGACAUCUUGGCGACAAAAACGUUCAAGGCGCCACCUUUCCUCUUCAAGAACUACGGGCUGAUCAACGUGAGCCUCGAGAACAACGGGCACUCGCUCAAGGCCCGCCUGCACCCCCAGCAGGACCGCCCUCGCCUCGCGGACGGAGGCCUCUCGGGCACCUUCGAGCUGGACAGCCUCCACUUCCACUGGGGCGACGAGGACUCACGGGGCUCCGAGCACCUGCUGGGGAGCUGCGCGUUUCCGGCCGAGAUGCAUUUGGUUCACUUCAAGAGGAAGUACGGGUCGGUGGAGAAAGCAUUGGAAUUCGAUGACGGGUUGGCGGUCCUCGGGGUGUGGCUGGUCCCCGGCCGCGACUCCGACAGUAGCACGAGGGCGGUCCUUGAGGAUGACGGCACCUCCUUCAGUACACACACCACGCACAGCCUCGAUCAGACGUCGGCUCAACAGAACACCAGUGACUCCGACACUAGUUCGAUGGAGGACCUUGAGAACGACGGCACGGACACCACCCAUAGCCUCGAUCAGACGUCGCCUCAACACGACACCAAGAACUCCAUCGCAACGGAAGACGACCACUCAGCGGCGGCCAAGAAGUGGUUCCGAGCGCUCAGUCCUUCCGAGAAGUUGCUGGACGAUCAGCUGAUUCCGGUCGAUCUGCGUCAGCUAAUUCCCUUCGAUGACCGGGCCUUCUACAGGUACAACGGAUCCCUCACCACGCCCCCUUGCACAGCGAACGUCGAGUGGACCAUCUUCGAGAACCCGGUGACUGUCCCUCUGCGUUUCCUCAAGGGCCUUCGAGCUCUAAAGAAUGAAGAAGGCGAGCUCAUUUCAAAUAACUUCCGUCCUGCGCAAAGACUUGGGAAAAGGGAUGUGCUCUAUAGCGGCACCAAACUCAAGAAACAUCCCAGCUGCACAAACCCACGGAAAUCCCUCCCCCCUUCCUGCACCACCAUCCCGAGCUUGGGAUCCUUUGGCACUGUGGCACCCGGGCAGUGUACGGAGGGCCAGGAGACGUCACCCGCCGACCUCCACUUGGCGAAUGCCACGCCCACUUACGCGAAACGACUUCGCUGGAGAAGGAGAGGUGGCUGUGCGGACGCGGUGGUCACGCUGAAGGAUAGGCUUUUGAAGGUGGCUUUCCCAGGUGAGGAACCCCAGUGGGAGCUCUCAGGGGGUCACUUAACAACUCCUUAUCACCUGAAUCACAUGCUCUUCCGCUGGGGGUCAGAUCAUCACCUUGGGGGUCUGAGUUUCCCCUUGGAGGUGCAGCUCGUCCAUUACAACAGCGAAUCGGACGAUGUGGUCGUUGUGUCCAAGUUCUUCCAGGAGCCUAUAGAUCUGCCUGAUGUCCUUGACUCCUUGCAACACACCGAACCUUCAAGGAAUAGAUUGCUCGAAGUUGUCUUUGAGGCGGCACAGGAGCUCAGCACAGACCCGGGCAUCGGGAAGGAGGACAUCCCAUCUCCCGACGUCAGCGAGCUCAUGGGCGACGCCUCUUCCUUCUACGAGUACAGCGGCUCCUUCCCCGACGCCCCCUGCCUCGGGAACGUCACCUGGAUGGUUCUCCGGGCGGCAGGAGAAAUAGCGAGAACACAAUUACAGGAAAUAAGAGAACUCAGAGACGAAAGUGGAGACAAGAUAACGUCCAAUAACAGGCCUCUGAAGCAACUCGGAGAUCGGAAUCUCCUUCUAAGGCCUCUGAAGCAACUCGGAGAUCGGAAUCUCCUUCUAAGUUUGCCUGGUACCUUGUAUGCCCGGUACCUUGCAUGCCCUGUACCUUGUAUGCCUGGUACCUUGCAUGGUCUCCCCUGGUAUCGGGGCCAAGACGCUAUACAGAAAAUUACCAGACCCAAGAGGAAGUCAAUGGACAGCGGAGCCUUGCAACACGCUGUAGUGUCUUUGCAACUGCUGUGUCUCUUAGUGCUGGCGUCGUUCUUCGUUGCAAGACUAGGAUUAGUAGUAUAA